Centrocercus urophasianus (Greater sage-grouse) is the source of this 16888-nucleotide messenger RNA. It is a transcript of the gene KLHL15, whose product is annotated as kelch like family member 15. The record is from RefSeq and is a predicted model, not a curated record. The transcript has 3 exons. Gene Ontology annotation, cellular component: nucleus; Cul3-RING ubiquitin ligase complex. Gene Ontology annotation, biological process: nuclear protein quality control by the ubiquitin-proteasome system; protein ubiquitination. Lineage: Eukaryota; Metazoa; Chordata; Aves; Galliformes; Phasianidae. Bases 102 to 1916 code for a protein of 604 amino acids. Gene Ontology annotation, molecular function: protein binding.
UUGAAUCCGCUUUUGUGGCAGUGUAUUGAAGAGACCUGAAGAUCACCUUACGCCUCAGCUUACCACAAACUGCAAACAGCAAAAUGACAGUCAGGUGAUUCAUGGCAGGGGACGUGGAAGGGUUUAGCUCCUCCAUCCAUGACACCAGUGUCUCUGCUGGAUUCAGAGCACUGUAUGAGGAGGGAUUGCUUCUUGAUGUCACACUUGUCAUUGAAGACCACCAAUUUCAGGCCCAUAAAGCACUGCUUGCCACCCAGAGUGAUUACUUCAGGAUUAUGUUCACAGCUGACAUGCGGGAACGAGAUCAGGACAAAAUCCAUUUGAAAGGUCUGACAGCUACAGGCUUCAGUCAUGUCCUCCAAUUCAUGUAUUAUGGAACUAUUGAACUGAGUAUGAACACUGUUCACGAAAUCCUUCAGGCUGCCAUGUACGUCCAGCUUAUAGAGGUGGUAAAAUUUUGCUGCUCUUUUCUCCUAGCUAAAAUCUGCCUAGAAAACUGUGCAGAAAUCAUGAGACUUCUGGAUGAUUUUGGUGUAAACAUCGAAGGAGUCAGGGAAAAAUUAGACUCUUUCCUGCUAGAGAAUUUUGUGCCGCUCAUGUCCAGACCUGACUUCCUUUCAUAUCUGAGCUUUGAAAAGCUCAUGUCUUACUUGGAUAAUGAUCAUCUGAGCAGGUUUCCAGAGAUAGAGCUGUAUGAAGCUGUUCAGGCCUGGCUGCGCCAUGAUAGAAGACGCUGGAGGCAUACGGACACCAUCAUUCAGAACAUCAGGUUUUGUUUGAUGACACCAUCCAGUGUUUUUGAGAAGGUAAAAACAUCAGAGUUUUACCGAUACUCCCGGCAGCUGCGACAUGAGGUUGACCAAGCCAUGAAUUACUUUCAUAGCGUUCACCAGCAGCCUUUGAUGGAAAUGAAAUCGAACAAAAUUCGUUCUGCCAAACCCCAGACUGCCGUGUUUAGAGGAAUGAUAGGACACAGUAUGGUAAACAGUAAAAUUCUUCUCUUGCACAAACCGAGGGUCUGGUGGGAACUAGAGGGUCCUCAAGUACCUUUACGACCAGACUGCCUUGCCAUUGUGAAUAACUUUGUGUUCCUGUUAGGUGGGGAAGAGCUGGGGCCAGAUGGUGAGUUUCAUGCUUCAUCCAAAGUGUUUAGAUAUGACCCAAGACAGAACACUUGGUUACGAAUGGCAGACAUGUCUGUCCCGCGUUCUGAGUUUGCUGUUGGAGUUAUUGGGAGGUACGUUUAUGCAGUGGCUGGGAGAACCAGGGAUGAAACCUUUUAUUCAACUGAACGGUAUGAUAUUACUGAAGAUAAAUGGGAAUUUGUAGAUCCCUAUCCAGUCAAUAAAUAUGGACAUGAAGGAACUGUGCUGGGUAACAAGUUGUAUAUCACUGGUGGAAUUACAUCAUCUUCAACUUCUAAGCAAGUGUGUGUAUUUGAUCCCAGUAAAGAAGGGACAGUAGAGCAGCGAACAAGGAGAACUCAAGUGGUCACUAACUGUUGGGAGAACAAAUGCAAAAUGAAUUAUGCAAGAUGCUUUCACAAAAUGAUUUCUUACAAUGGUAAGCUUUAUGUCUUUGGAGGUGUCUGUGUGAUCCUCAGGGCUUCCUUUGAAUCUCAAGGAUGUCCCUCUACAGAGGUUUACGACCCUGAUACUGAUCAGUGGACUAUAUUGGCUUCUAUGCCAAUUGGUAGGAGUGGUCAUGGUGUAGCUGUUCUGGACAAACAGAUAAUGGUUCUUGGAGGCCUCUGUUACAAUGGUCAUUACAGUGACUCAAUUCUCACCUUUGAUCCAGAGGAAAACAAGUGGAAAGAAGAUGAAUACCCAAGGAUGCCCUGCAAGCUGGAUGGCUUACAGGUCUGCAGCUUGCACUUCCCUGAAUAUGUUUUGGAACAUGUUAGACGUUGCAGCUGAAACAGAAUAAACACUCUCAGUGAAAUAUGAAAAGCUGAAUCUUAUUUGUCAGAAAAAAAAAGUAGAUCAUUCCGAAAGUAAUGCCUCCUAUUUAUUUCCAAGGAAACUACGACAUACACAAAGAGCACAGUAACAUUACUUGAUUGAGCAAGUUCUUGGCUGCAAAAUGCUAUUUUUCACUAUAGUCACCACCAUGGGCUAUGCAUUCUCGACUGUAACGAGCAAGAGCCUGGCAUGCUGUGCUUGUGAAAACCUGUACCAGCGGAGUUGACCCAUUGUUCUAUGGCUGCUUUGAUGGCAUAGUUCAUAGGAAAAUGUUGUCCAUGCAGUCUGUCUUCCGUCGGCUCAAACAAAUGGAAAUCAGAAGGCGCCAAAUCCAGGUAAUACAAUGGAUGUGGUGAACAGUCCAGCCUAGAUUGGCAGUGUGAUCCACAGUCUUCAAACUAGUGUGGGGCAUGGAGUUACUAUGUUACAGGAGAAAGGCCCUCUUCUUUUUUGGUUUAUGUCACGUCCCACCUGUCAGCUAGUUGUCACGGCAACAGCUUUGCACUGCAAGUGUUUGAGACAUACCAAGCACACCCCAAAAGGUCAUAAAGUAUUUUUUGUUGAUCUUUUACAGCCUGGCUCUGGAUUAAGCCUUCAGCUUAAUCAGCGCUAUGAUGGAGCGGUCAGAGUUGAUGGUUUAUCUGGGUUCCAGGAAAUCUAGAAGGAUCACCGCCUUCAUAUCCCAAAAGACUGUGCACACAUUUUACCUGCUGACGGCUGCAUCCUGAACUUUUUGUGAGGAAUUCAUGCUCUGUGGACUGCUGUUUUGACACUGGCUCAAAAUUUUGACAGCAAAUCUCAUUAUCAGUAAUGCGAUCCAGAAAACCGUCACUUUCAGCCUUGCACUGGAUUCCUGGUCGUAACUCACUGAUUCACGCAAGUGGUCUGAUCGAGACACUCUUCAUUUCAUGAUGUGACAGCUGUGCACAGCCAUCUGGAACAUAGCUUGUCUUUCACAUCGCUUACCACUGCUGAAAUGCACCACCCGCUGCCUCACUGUGCUCACAUCCACUGUUGAUCUCCAGAAACGUUCAGCAUGUGUCAGUGAAUGUCAGUGGGUGCAAUUGUUUCCUGUUUUAUUGGAGGAAUUUCAGUCACACACACUUCACACCCACUUCCCCAGACUGCCCGUCUGCUGUCAUCUGUCACAUGGCGACAAAAUGUAGUGGACUAUUGGAGGGAAAGUUCAACUUCUACUGCUAUGCCACCGCCAUCUGCCUCUGACAUUGUGAGCCAACAUAAUACAAUAGGAGGCAUUACUUUUGGAGCAGCUAACAUACAAUCUAGUUGAAUUCCUUCAGAGACAUUAGCAUGUUGUGUGUAAGGACAACUGCUAAAUGCUUAAGAGAAACAGGAUUUACAGGGAGAAUACUUACCAAGUUUGUUAGAAAAGCCAAUAGUUGGUCUGAUACUGUAAAAGUUGUGGGAUUUGUUUUUGUUUUGUUUCAACAAAUGCAGUUGUAAACAGGGGAAAGAAAAUAUAUCUUUGGGGUGUGCUUAUUCUUUUGAUAGCAUUUCAUGUCCAUACUUGUUUGACUUUUUUGUUUUUUUGUUUGUUUUCCUGUGGCCACGGUACCAGAUUUCUUCUCAAAUCAAUUGAAUUUAACAAAACAUUUGUGGAAGGAAGAAAGACCUGAUUCUCUUUUUUUAUUGAGCAUCGAAGUAGAACUCAUAAGCUGUAGUAGGAUACAACUAAGUUUAAAAGAACAAAGCUAAAACCAUUUUUGCAUUUUAUGUUGUGUUUGGAUGCUCUUCCCAUUAAUUGCAAAGUACUCUCACAUCUGCGAGGUGUUUCUGUUUUCCCUUAAAUGCUGUUAAGUAUAACCUCAGUCUCUUUGCAUGUGUUUUUUUUCCAAGUUUUGUAUAUUAGUACUGGUAAGUCUGCCAAAAUGUGAAUUACACGUUUUCUACUGAAUUGAAAAAACUUUAACUUUUUAAAAAUAUUAUUAUUUAAAACACUAUUUCUGUGCUGCCUUCUGUUGUCUGCAUUAUGUUUGUUGGUAAGUAAAGUAUGUACAUGCAUAUACAUUGUAAAAAAAACAAAAAACAACCUUUUUACAUGCAGCUGUAUUUAAACCAGUGCACAAAUUCAGCCAUAUCCGUUAAAUUUAAGGUGUAGUUUUAUCCAUUAAUGAGCUAAGUAAGUCAAAGUUCUUACGUAACUGGAAGCAUCAUUUGAUAUCAAAGUAUCUUUAGCAUAUACUGAUUGAUUCAGUAACUUUAAAAUCCUUAUACUGACUUUACGUAAUGAGCUCUUAAUAAUUUGUUGUUUUAUAAAUUAUUUAAAAAAAAAACUAAAUACUUCUUACCUGAGUUUGUUUUAUGUAUGAAUGUGCUACCAGUCUUGUUUUUUAUGAAAAUGGAAAGUGUCAGUAAGCAAAUGCUCACCAGCACUGCUUUGACCCACAGGUAUUUUCAGAACUGGAUGUACUAUAGUGUAUUCUCAGCAGUGGCUUUGCUUGUACUCAUAUAGAAGUGAUAAAUCUUUUAUUAAUAGUAGGGUUUUUUUAAAAUUAUUUGCUGCUGUGAACUACUGUGUUUGAGUUAGGUGUUUGGAUGGCUACUACCAUUUGUGUUUCUACAAAAAAAAUAACAAAUUUCAUGGCUGUAGCUACUGACCUCAUAGUGCCUGAAAUGAAAUGUGCUGUUCCUGAGGGCUUUUAAUAACUCCAUUGUGUUAACUUGCAGAUAUCAGUAAGAAUGAUUUGCCAAGGUAUAAAUAAUGACAAUUCAAUUCUUACUUUCUUUAAUGUUGUAAAAACAAUCACUAAUAGAAUCUGAAGGAGAAAUGUGGGUAACUCAAAGGCUUACACUUGGUUCAGGAGUGUAGGGAGAAAAUACUGAAACAUGCAUUUGCAUCUUCUAUAAAGUCUUAUGCUACUUUGCUUUUCUUUAAGCAGUAGACUUAAUAGACAGCACUGCAAAUCGACUUUAUUCAGCAUCUUCUAGUUAACAAUCACUGUAGAAGAGGAAUGUACAGUACUCAGGGAGUUCAGAAGAAUGCACUUGCAGAAGGACCAAAAUCACUGCAAAAUAUCCUGUGUUAAAAAUAACACCUACUUACCUAAACUGAAUUUUAAAUCAUCAACAGAAGUGAAAACAACGUAUACAACUCCUCAUCUAUAUAAUUGGUGAUAUCUUUGUAGUAAUUAUGUUCUGGGUUGAGAUGGGAUAAUCUAAAUCAGAUCAGUAGAUUUUUUUUUCUUAAAAAUGACUUACUGAGCAUUUUCUUUCUAUAAGUUAACAGGAAGGAUAAUUUAUGCCAUCACAGCUGUAUUAAUGUUAUCUAUGCCGGUAGUGACUGGAUCAAAUAUUGAUUUUCAGCCUUCUCAUGUAGACUAAGGGUUGCUUUUAAAUUCAAGUCUUUACUGAAUGAGAAAUAUCAUUUACUUUCCUAGUAGUCUAACUUAAAGCCAACUUCAUUUACACUAAAACCUCAGUUCCACUGUGAGACUUGUGCGUACAUUGUCCUUUGUAGGUGCAGAGAUGACCUGAUUCCAGUAGGUGCUGGCUGUGUGCAAGUAAGAAGGUUCUUCUGUAUCUAUCUCAAAGAGUAUUAGGGCACACAAAAAAACCAAAACCUUUUUCUUUACUAUUCUUACUCUUUUUGUCACAGUCUUAUUUCUUAAUAAAUGUAUGGGGCAGCAAAAAUCUAAUCCUGCUUGAGUAAGCUUCAGGGGAACUUAAUAAUAUGUAGCUCACUCUGAAAGUAAUGCCUCCUGUUUAUAUUCAUGGAAACUGCAACACAUGCAAGGAGCACAAUAACACUUUGAUAGAGCAAAUUCUGAGCUACAAAACUACUUUUCACCACAGUCGCCACCAUUAGCUAUGCAUUCUCAACAGUAAUGAACAAGAGCAUGCAUGCCACAGAUAUAAAAAUUUGUGUCUCCCACUGGUGGUGACCCACUGUUCCCCAGCAUUGAAAAUGUUGCCUAUGCAGUCCAUCUUUCUUCAGCUUGAACAGGUGGAAAUCAGAAGGCCCCAAAUCCAGACUACACAGUGGGUGUGGUAGGACAGUCCAGCCAAGAUUGGCAGUGUGAUCCAUGGUCUUCAAACAUGUAUGGGGCCUGGAGUUAUUGUGUGACAGGAGAAAGGUUGUCUUCUUCUCUGGCCUGACUCUGGAAGUUGGAGCCUUCAGCUUAGUCUGCAUCAUGAUGUAUGGGUCAGAGUUGAUGGUUUGUCCAGAUUCCAGGAAAUCCAGACAGAUCACCUUUCCUAUCCCAAAAGGCAUUACUGUACUUGCUGAGAGCUGUGUCUUGUCUUUUUCUUUGAUAGAAAAUUCACAUCUUGCUGCUCCAAGAACUGCCUUUUUGACUCAGUCACUCAGUGCUGACACUGCAUCUCAUCACUGGUAAUGGUGCAGUUGAGGAAACUCACUUUCAGCCUCAGUAGGUCCUGACAAACUUUCGUACAGUGUUCUUUCUGUUCCUGUGUGAGCGUUUCUGGCACUCAUCGCAAGCUUUGUGAUAUUUCAACAUUAUUUCCGACACAAUGAAGUAGAUACUUAUCCUAUACAGUUUCCUGAUUACAAUCUGCUGCUUCACGUGGAUAAAUUUUGUAGUGUGACAUCUGUGUUGAGCCAUCUGGAAUGUGGCUUAUCUUCAGUGUCACUGUCACCACUGCUAAAAUCCACCACCUACCACUUCACUGUGCUCACAUCCACUCUUGGAUCUCCAGAAACAUUCUGUGAGUGUUGUACAUCAGUAGGUGCCAUUUUUUCCACAUGGAGGAAUUAAAUUCCACACCGUUAUUUCACCUGCACUUCCAUGUUAGACAUCAUUGUGUCAGGCUGUCCCUAUGCGGCCAUCUGUCACACAGCAACAAAAGGGAAUGGAAUAUGGGUGGGAAGGUUCAGAAUCUACUGCCAUACCACCAACAUCGACCUCUGGUGUUGUAGGCCACCAUAAUAAAACAGGAGGCAUUACUUUUGGAGCAGCCCUUGUAGCAUACAAUAUUAUACCACAAGGGCUUGUCUGGGAAAUGGAUGUGGUUCUGGGAAUCUGGUUUUCCAUGAUUCAAGUGUAGUAAAUGGAUAUUACUUAAGACUUAAUUAGAAGUAUUGGUAACGAUGGAAGUGUUUCAUGUUUCAGGUCUGUAUUUAAGCAACUUCUGAGUUUUGUCGGCAAAGCAACUGCUAGUGAAGGCUUUGGUGUGUAUUGAUACUUGAAGCAUUAAGAACCAGAUUAUUUUUAGAUGCUCUGCUUUUAAGUUCCUGUUUAUCUUCAGCUGUCCAGAUCUGAAAGAUAUUGUUCAGAAUUGUGAAAUUCUAGCUUGAACUGUUGGUUAGGGCCUCCAUGCAGUCUUGUCUUCAAGAAGCUGGCUGUAACACAGGGGAAUGUGAGAUUGUUUUGUUAAUUCACAUUUCUACCAUGUUUUUAUUGUUUCAAGCAUGAAUUUGAGGCUUUUCUCUUUUCCACUGCAGUGGAACUUGUGAGGCAGUUAUUGUUGUGUUUUGUGUCACAGGGGUAUCUUCUGUUUUAUUGAAAGUUUUAGCUCCUGAUUGUUAAGUGUUAAAAUAAAAGCAAAAGUAAACUGGGUAAAAGAGGGAGGAUUUUAAAAGCAUCUUUCAUUGGUCAAGAAGAAGGUAAGUUGCAAUUUUUGAUUGGGAAGUUUGAGGGGGAUUUCGUCUAUUUCCACUCCGUCCUUCCUGCAACACUUGCAAAUCUGAUCUUGCCUAGAUAUUUAAAAUGUAACAUAUGACCUCCUUUAAAAUUGCAAGCGUACUUGCCUUUUCUUAAGAAAAGGUGGACAUAGUGAGUUACAGUCUAGUUUAUUCACGCUUAUAGCAAAAAAUUAUCGGCUUCACUUCUUAAUUUAGCAUCUAACUCCAGGAAGGAGUUUUAUUUCCAAAUGAGCCAGAAUGGAUAAAAAGCAUAGAGCUUCUGUGAGUUGGCUGAACGCUGCCUGUUGCCAUUCAGCUUGCUGCUAUCUCUGUUGUAAUGGAACAGAUAAUUCUUUGCAGAUUACUACGUAAGGAAAAAAAAUAGCUUAUUUUUUCCCCACGAGGUGUUGGCAGUGGUUUCACAGUGGGAGGUAUUAGGCUGAAAAGAACCCUUUUGAAAUUCUUUCCCCUUUGAUUCAACUGCAGGGAGGCAGUAUGUAGUUUUUCUAAGGAUCUGCUCUUUCAGAAAGCACUGCCAGCGAGAGGGGCUAGUAGCUGUGUGUCAUGUACCUGGAACCUGCUUUUGUUACCUCCUUUGAAACAUAGGGAUGCCCCACUUUCUGCAGUGUGGCAGUUCAUACUAGUUCUAAGGGUUUGUGACUUUAAUAUUUCUCUGGUCUCCGAGGUUUGCAGCCAUUAUUUCUUACAGACCUCCUGCCUUACAAACACAAGGGCUGCCUUUUUUCCUGCCGAUAAUACAGUACAUAUUUGCGUCAAGAACGAAGCACUGGUGCUCAGGAACUGAAGGAUAACAUUCAGCAGGUACAAAUGAAAAAAGGAAAAGAAAAGCACUGCUUAGCUCAUUAUGUCUGUUCUUUCGUGAAAUGAAGGUAAGCAUUAUAGGGAGAUGCAAAUUACCCUAAAAAUAAAUUUCUUUCACCUUUGUAAAUGACAAGGUCUUUUUAGAAAUAGAGACAAUCACAUUUGUAGAUCACAUUUGCCUUUUAAAGGUAUUUUUCAUUAGAAAAGUAGUGAAUUGGGCCCCUCAUUCUUUUUAAUGCUUCAAAUGUGGACUUUACACACGUGAAGAGUCCAAUAUAAAGAAUUCAUAAAGCUCUAAGUUACAUAAAAGAAAGCAUAAAGGCACAAAGAUGAUUAAACACGUGCCUAAGUGCUUACAGGGGUUUGGUAAUGAAAGAAAACGUCCAGCCUGUUCUUCAUUUAGUAACAAAUACCUGGUGAAGUUACUUCAGUCAGUACGGUCUGUCCCAUGUGGCAGGGUGCACUGAAGGAAUGUGGGAGAGAACAGAGUGGAGAGAUACAUGUAAUCCGUUUAGAACAGAGCUUGCCAGUGUCUUGUAGCUAACAUUUUGAGGUUUUCAUGUUUGUAAAGCAAUUUGAAGCUGCUUAAAAUAAAUAUUAAUGACUACGUUUGCAUCUGUAUUCUACGUUUGGAUGUUUGUAAACAAUUUAGACUUUCCCUUUCUGUAGGCAAACAUUAUAAAAGCAGUCAUGUGGCAGGUGGCAGAAAAACCUACUUCUUUGUGCAAAGCUUCACUAGAUCGCUACUAUUUUAUUUUUUUCCCAAAUUAGAAUUAACAUUUAGAUAGUCUUUUAAAAUAGCUUUCCAUGGUCAGAUACCUUUGGAUUAAUAUUGAGUUGGUAGCUAGGGGAAAACCACUUCUAUUUGCAGAUGGUAGAUUUUAUUUAUGGGUCCGGUAGAGAAAGCUUUGCUGUAAGUCUAGGAGAUACAGUGUUAUGUAGGACUGUAGUGCAGCUGUGCUUAGGGGGCUUUUAUUACCUCAGUGGAACCCGCCUAACUUCUACAUCAGUUAUGGGAACAGGUGAAGGGAAGAUUGAGCUAUGUUUUUUAAUUUUAAAUAUUUUUCCCUAUAUAUUGUUAUUUUUUUAGAUCUUUUUAAAGUAUAUUAUUAUAUGCUGGAGAAUGCAAUUCUGCUAUAGUAUCCCACUUGUUUCUAGUGUACAAUAUCAGAUUCUUUGUACUGAAAAGAAUGUAUUUGAUAACAGGAAAAGUUAUUUUCGAAGUCUGCUGUGUUUAUGUCUAGCAAUUGGAAAUACUUUUCCUAUAUAAAAUUAAUGUUAUAUAGAUAUAUAAAUAUAUAUGUGACCUCAUAUGUACAUUUGGAUUAACUGUCUAAUGACUACAUCAGGGCUGCUAUAUACUUAUCUGAAAAAAUUUACGAUUGCCUCUUUUAAACUGUUUUAAAAAGCCUUUUCUCUUGUCUCUUUUUGGCAGAAGGUAAUUUUCCCUAGCUGUGGGUACAGUAUGCUCAGACUUGCAUUUGUGCUCUGUUCAGUUUUUAAACUGAAAAAAAAGUUGUAUAAAAAUGUGUAUAAAGAGAAGUGUAAAUAAAAUAUUUUUAAGCUUUAAACACUCUGCUGUAUACUUUGUAAUAUUUAGUGCAGCGUGCCUGGAUUUCAGGACUUCAGAGAUUACUAAGCUAAACAAAUCUUUAAAAAUGUCUUGUGUUGCUAUCAUUCAUAGUGCUGUGUUAAGGAUAGCCAAUGUCAUAGUAACAAGAAAAGUUGGAUGUCCUUAUAUAGCAUCACUCUUGUGUCUUUAGCUAUAUUUUACAAUCUUCCCAGUGUUAAUUGCCUAGUACAUUCAAUCGUACCCUCUGUAUUUCAAGCUUGAACCUAGGUUCCAUGACUUAAUGGUUACAUUUGUAACCUAGCAUGAAGGCAUACUUUGAAACAACAAAAAAUGAGAACUGAUGCCAGCCUUUGGUGUUAGUCGGAGCUGGGAGAAAGAUGGUUCCAUCAAAUCUAUCAAAUGCAUAGAAUCAGAGGCUCUGAAAUAACAUGCAUUUACACACUUGGGCCUCAAAGUGCCAGAAGCCUAAAUCAUAAUCUUUUAAGUUUUCCAUAAUGAAGCAUUCAUGUCAGGAUUAAUGCCUCAGAUCAGGACAACAUCCAUUACCAAGAAGGGAAGGGGUGAGGUAAAAUAGGAGAGAGAGAGACUGUGGUCUUGACUUGCCUUCAUGAGACUGCUUGAAAAAUCUUCCCUGUCAGUCCUCUGCCACGAUUUUUUUUCUGCCACUGUCUGUUCUUCAACGGCUCUAUCUGUCAAAGACCCUGGUUUAAAAAUCUGCCAUGAAAAAUGUUUGAAAGGAACUCUGGUCGUCUCUUUUUUUUUUCUCUCUCUUUAAUCUUGAGUUCUAAAACAGUGUUUUAAUAUUGUUUCAGUGCAUAGGAUGAUUUAAGACUUUAUUUGCAUGAAAUCAUUUUUCCCUCCUGCUUUGCUGACUGAACUUGAUGCUACGCUUAGUGCUGUUUAAUGAGGGAACGGUGCAGCAGUGGAAUGCAUCACAAGAGAAGGGGCUUCUCUUAUUUGCGAUGUUCCCUAUUUUUCAUUGGAAAGGAGACCAAAUGUUGUGGGCUGAUACAGUGGAAGAGAAGAAGAUGGCAAUCAUUCCAUGUUGUACAUGUAUUUAUUUAAUUUUGUUUGUCUUUUUUGCUUCCUUCCUUUGUGAGCCAGGUCAUGUUUUUGACAAUACCUUUCUGCCAUGAUGCUGGCCAACUUUUCCUUGUUAGCACCUCCUUUGUUGAUCAUAUAAUGCAUCCAUUGUUUCUCUAAAGAGAGCUCUCCGAUUCACUGGCUCAAAGUUCCUCUUAUCAAAUUAUUCACUGUUUUGGAUUAUGUUGCCUUAUUUUUUGGCAAUAUUUCACUCUCGCAUUCAGCUGAUUGUAUGACAUGUAACUAGUUUGGCAAAGGUAAUUUUCAGUUAAUUUUUGUUGUUGUUGUUAAUUAUACACCCUUGUUGACGUGAAAUUCUUCCUUUUGACAGAUGUUCCCCAUUUGCUGCAAAUUGUUGGGUUUUUUGUUGUUGGUUUUUUUUAAUUCUGUAAGCUUAAUAAUUUUGAAAACUGUUGAUUGCUUUGGGUUACACAGAUUCUGAACAGGCUGCCCACAGAAGUUGUGGAUGCCCCAUCCCUGAAGUGUUCAAGGCAAGAUUGGAUGGGGGCCCUGGGCAGCCUGGUUUAGUAUUGAAUGCAGAGGUUGGUGGCCCUGCCUGUGGUGAGAGGGGUUGAAGAUUCAUGAUCCCUGAGGUCCCUUCCAACCCGGACCAUUUCGUAAUUCUGAUUCUGUAUUUGUUUUGGGGUUCAUAACAUACUUGUUGAGGUAUCCCCUACCUGCCCCCAGCCAUUAACCCAUCAAAUCUUAUUUAUUGUGUCAUCUUUUCACCAGAGUACCUUCUUGUCCAAUGUUAUUUUCUUGGCACAUGAAAAGCUUUUGCUUGUUCAAGAAGCGUAAGGGGAAUAUGAGUAAUUUCUUGUUCUCAUUAAUGUUUUUCACUUCUACAUUUGUCCAUUUAGUUGCACUGACAGGUGCUUUGUAAAAAUAAACCUCAUCCUGAUCUGUUUAAGUACCCAGUGACUCUUUAGUCUUCCAUCCACAGGAAUGUCAGCAUUAUGUCUCAGGCUGAUGUCACCCAUGGUAACAGUUCUCGUAAGGAUAAAUGUUCAGAAAAUACCUCUGAAUAAAAAAUACUAUUUUUCUAAUGAGAUAAACGGCUUCAAUUGUGAACCUUUUUAUUGCACUAUUUAAUUUUAUGAGAUAGAUACAUCUUUGACAUAAACUGCCAGCUUUCUUUCCCACACCCUCUUUCUGCAUAUCUUUGGGCAUGGUCUAAGUAUUGCUUCAUUUACUGCUCUUUGUCACGUAGCUCAUCUCACAAGUUUGAGUUAAACCGAUCGUAUCAUUCUUUAUUCUGUGUGACAAUCUUUUAUCUCCUGAAGUCAAAUGUGCAUGUGAUGGGUGUGUUCCUAGCUAUUUGAGACUUUCUAAGUUUACCAUACCUUUUUUCUCAAAAGAACUGUAUGAUGUGAGCUGAAACCAAAUAUUUCACCCAUGUGCUUCUGUGUGGUUAAAUCUGAAGGGAGGAAUUGCAGGGUGGUCAGUAUAUUCCUCUCCUGUUUACCUUCUCAGAUUGCUCAAGUCAUCAAAAUGCAUUUGCAUUUGUGGUGGUGACACUGGAGUCAAUACAAUGGAUGGCUUAAGCACUUUCUUCCAUAUUGCUGUAGUAAUAGCCUUCAUUUUCACUCCUGGAAAGCAAGGGAUUGCUAACUUUUUGCACCUCUCAGAAAGCCCUGCUGGCUGAUUUAUUCCCAAGAUGGAGUCAUAAUCAAUGGUUUGUUCUUGACCAGCUGUGGAUGUUCUGUGAGAUUUGCCUUGUAACAUCUCUUCUGGCUCUGGCCCUUACAGGUUGUUCCCCUUGGAUUUCUAACCUCACAAGGAUGGCAACUUAAUAUCAAGAAAUUACUGUAACUUCCAGUGGUAAUUUUUAAUACAACAAACCAAAAGCAUUAAAAAUUAAGACAUUUUACAGUGCAAAACAUUGCCCCUUGAUUUUUAGUACAUUAUUGCAACCUGAAAGUCUUACUGUUAAGUAAUAGUUUACCUUUGCUGUUUCUCCUCAAUUAUCCAAAGCACUGAAAGGAACUGUUCAGUCAGGAAAAAAACAUUAUUAUCAUUAACUGAACUACAGCUUCUAUUUUAAUGAAUAUUCAUGUUCUUAAUGCUGGGAGCUGAUCCAAUUAUUACUAAGAAUAUCAGAAAAUUUUAGCUGAUUUCUGAGACAACUGGAUUUUGACUAAGUACUGUUUUCUGAAACCAAGAGGAGUAAGGCUUAACUCUGCUAAGUUCAAUAACUAAAUCCUCCAGCCAGAGAAAUCUCCAUACAAGUUUUGUGACACCCAAAUAACCAACUGUACUUCCGAGUUCUGCUCCUAAGCAAGUGUGAUAAUUGCAUACAUUCCAGUUUUAUGCCAGCUUGGCAGUACAGUUGGAUUUUGUUUUAUUUUUUGUAGUUACAAUUAAUCUGUCUGUUCUGCUAAACUUGUUAAACAGGUGUGAGAAGCCAUAUUUUCAUAUUUGCAGCUAACCUGUACCAUGCAAGAUGCAGCACAGCAUGUAGUGGUUCCCUUCUCCAGCAGUUUCCUUUGUAGGUGUGAAUGGGUAAGUCCCAUGGAUUCUCACUGUUAGAAGUGUGUGUGGCUACUGUUAGAAGCAUUACAAUACAAUUGGUAUUUGGGUAAAUAAAGUGCUACAUUUUGUGUAGCUACAUUUUAUAUACACAGAUACUGAAGUUAAUACCUCAUUUGCCAAUAAAUAUGAAGAUAAAUAAAUACAUUUUCCUGCUAAGAAAUUCAUCAGUACUGUGAAAAUAACUUUUUUAUGAAGAUGAAAAGAUUGCAGUUAAAAUCUUAGAAAUUCGUAACUGCUGCAUGACAUUUUACAUUCUAGCUGCAGUUAAUAUCCUAAAUGUAAUCAGCUCAAUAGAAAUUUGAGAUGCAAUUAAAUUUUGAAUAGUUGGAUUUUGUUGUGAUGAGUGCUAAGAAGCAUCAAAAAAUGUCUGUUAGUUUAUGUUCUCACUGCUACUAGUAGUGCUACAACUGUGCAUCUUUUAGCUGACAUCUCUGCUGGUAGUUUCAGCAACUUGUUAGCAGAAGAAUUGUUCAUCAUUGCUGGGAUGGUGUAAUUCAAAAUGUAGAACUCGAGCUGCAGUAAGAAAUCUGGAUCUGGAUUAUGGAAGGAACACUGCAGUGUUUAACCGUGAUGCUAUCAACAGUGAAACUCAACUCAAUUGAACUACACUUUUUUUGCAGGAUACAUUUGUCUGUUUUACCUGUCACCUCUCAGGAUUUAGACAGCACCAAGUAUGUUUUGGAAGCUCUUAGAACGUGACAAAGUUGAUGACAGCAUGUGCUAAAAUGCAGAAGUGCCUCCGAUGCAGCUAAAGGUAGGUCAGUGGGAAAGCAUGAAGAAAUCUGCAAUGGCAUCUGUCCUUAGUUUUCAGUUUAGUUAUUCAACAUAUUGCUACAAACCUUGUAGAUUCCAAAACAGCAACUCUGAGAAGCAUUAAAUUCAGAAUGCUUUAAGAAAUACUCACGUUUAAGAAUGAGAAGCAAAAGCUCAAGGUAAGCUUAACUCCAGAUUAAAGAAAAAAAUAUUAUUAAACACAGAAAUAAUAAACAUUUUUUGUUUUGUUUUUCAAACUGGGGAAUGAGUAAUACAGAAUUAAAUAGGAUGCUUAUGAGUAUCCAAACUGCACUACUUUCACUGCACUCUGUGAAAGAGAGUUGAAUUGGCUGUUUGGAACAACUGUGCUAAAAUUCACAUGAACGUAAAAAACCGACUGUAUGUUUUGGAGACCUGUGUGGCAAAGCUGUAUACUUGAUGUGUCACAUCUGUGUUUUGUGCAGAAUAUUUAGAAAGCCCACCAAAACAUACAGCCACUUUCAGUUCAGGAGCCCUUACAGUUGUAUAUUUAACAACAUACUUUGAAAGUAACUUUGAAGGAAAAGAGAUGUGCCGAACAGUAUUCCUUUAAGUUAAAACAUAUAAAAGUGCGGUAGGAGGCAGAAAAGCAGAGUGCUUUACAAAGAUUUUAGGAGUUAGUUUUAAACAGGCAGGCAAAACAGUAGUGACAAGCCAUGGCAUUACAAAUUUCAUUUUAGAGAAGAAAAGGUGCAUGGAAAAAUUUGUUAUAAAAAAUUUGCAAGAUUUAUCAUGUAGGAGAACACCAAAAUAAGCUAGCUUUUCAGUUCGUAAUGUUUUCCAUUGAUCAGUGUCACUAGCUAAUUGCACUGAUAUUUAAUAAGUAGAUGUUACAAGCUCAGAUUUUAACAAGAAUGUGCAACAAAUCCAUUUUUUUCUACCAUACCUCUUAAUGCGUGCCAAAUAAAUACCUGUUGUGCUGCUGGUAAAGAAUUGCUCCUAUCUUACUGAAAAAAAAAACAGCUGUAAAUAACAAUCUAAUAUGGCAUUAAAAAGGAUCAGACUGGAAGGUAAAAGAUGAGUUUCUUAAAUUAUAUUUCUGCCUGGACUGGCACAGUUUAUGAGCUGUAUCAACAUCUCCAGUAUUCUCUGAGCUGUAGCUUUCUAAACAAAACAUUUAUUUCACAAGUAUUUAGAAAAGCUAUUUACCAAGGACAGGGAAAGGUGAAAUGUGAAAUGUGAAAUUAAACUCUAGCUUGGUAUAGGUUCUUACCUAACACUAGAAACAGCCGUGAGCUGAUCGAGUCAAAGACCUUUAUUCUGUAGCCUCUGCUGCAGAAACUUCAGUUUCUUUGGAAGCCUGUCUGACAGUGGUUUGGACUGUGCACAAUCCAUUAUGUCACAUGUUAUCACUGUCCUGGAGAAAUUUUGCAGGCACCCUUCUCUGGCAGUUAUUUCUGCCAUGAAAAUAUACAGGGCUUUCAUCCAGAUUACUGAUAUAAUGCAAAGAACAGUAUACAUACAUGAAAACAAAUGCAUUUUUAUUGGUCUUCUCUAUAAAGGUUUUCCCAUUCUUGUCAAUCAGUCAUAUCAGUCACUUAAUAGAUAAACUUCCACGUGAAACAAAAAGUGCAUUCAAUACUAGAGCUGAUAAAAUCAUGUGCAUCAUAAGUUUUUGUAAAACAACUCUUUGUUCUUUAUGUAUUUAUGUAUCUAUCAAUAAUUGCUGUGUAGUCACUGCAUAUAAGUCAAUCACAAAAAUAUGUAUUUGUAACAUAUAUACAGCUGAUGAAUAAAAUACAUUAAAAAAAAUGUGCCUGAUUUGCAAACUGCCCAUUCACUCUGCACGCUCACAAACCUGCCGAAGAAUACUGGAAACCACUUUUCCAGAAAUGUUUGCCAUACUCUGAUGGCUUGUUUCCCACAUGUAUAGCUGACUGCACAAGUACAAUUCAAUGGUGAAAGAGGCCCAUUAGUAUUCUUUAAUCAGAGGUCAUUUAGAUGCAACUAAACAUCAACUAGCAUUUUAGAUACAAGUCUUGUUAAAGAGGGAAUGUUUAUAACCAAACCUGUAAUGUAGAUGUCAAAACAUUUCUUACAUGCAUGUCAUCUUUCACUGCAGCAAUACCUGUUACCUGUAAUCAAUACCUGUUAUUAGUUUUGAUACUGAAACUCGUACCACUUGUUUGAAAUACUUCCAAUAUCUCAUUAACUUGUAACCAUCCCCCACUGACUGUAAAAUACAACAGAAAAAUAUGACAAAGCUUUAAAAAAAAAAGGCAGAUACAACCUGCAGUCUUCUUCCUUCACCUCUGACAAUGGCUCCUGACAACAGUUGAAUCUAUCAGCAAAUGAGGAUUGUGCUAUUUUUACAAUCAGCACAUUGAGAAGCGUUGUCCGGUUGUAUUAUAUGAGGUUUAAACAUCCCCAUUCAUCAGGAAAAUAUUUAUUCUUGCUUCACCUGGUUCCAUUAAGUCUAUAAAUAGACUGCAAUAAACAAAUACAGGAACCUUCUCUAGGAGGGAACAAAGAAAACCGUAAUCACAAAGAAUAUUUACGACUGUGAGAGGUACAUGGCUCAUC